CUGAAACUACAGACGAGAAUUCCCAAGCAGAGCGAAUGCUUCCUGUAUCAGGUUAUACAAUAACCAGGCUCUUACCUGUGUGAGCUCCACAGAGAAUGAUACUACGACAUAGAAACACCUCCCCUUACUACACACACACACACAGUGUUCAGAAAACAGGAAACUCCUUGGCUCCUGUUCUCCACCCUGGCUGCUUCAGGCCGUACACACCCUUCCAGCCCAACCUUAGACUCCCUAAGGAAACUUGAGGAAAAAAAGGAGUCUCUGGAUGUUAUAAAGAGACGAGAGACUUUCUUUUCCGCCGUACGCUUGUUUGGUUUUGUUCAAGGACUUUAGAAUUUCACCUAUACCUGUUGCAGCCAAUUUCAGGAAGUGCAAGGCCACCAGCAUGGAAGAUGUCAUAUGGGAGCAGUAUACAGUGACCUUGCAAAAGGAUAGCAAAAAGGGCUUUGGCAUUGCAGUUUCCGGGGGUAAAGAUAAUCCACAUUUUGACAAUGGUGAACCUUCUAUUGUCAUCUCAGAUGUCCUGCCUGGAGGACCAGCUGAUGGAUAUCUUCAAGAAAAUGACAGAGUAGUUAUGGUUAAUGGAAAACCCAUGGAUAAUGUGCUCCAUUCGUUUGCUGUGCAACAAUUAAAGAAAUGUGGAAAAACAGCUGUCAUUAUUGUAAAGCGACCUCGUAAGGUUCAGGUUACUGCAAUGAGACAUUCCCCUUCUCCUGAACCUGACCAUAGAGUAUUUGAUACGUUGGAGGAUGAUGUACACUUUGACCACAGAAGCACAAAUAGUGGUUACAGUGAAAGCUGGCAUAGUGGUAAUGGCCGCCGCAGUAGAGAUUCAAGCCCAGACAGAGGAUAUGGCAAAGACCAAGACAGAGGACGCCCCUAUGACCGAGAAGCGGACAGGGGUCGUGGAAGAAGCAGGGAGAGGGACCUGGAUGAUGAGCGAGAACACAGAAGGGAAAGUAGCCUAGGAAGGAGCCUUGACCAUGACCAUAGUGAAGAACGUAAAUAUAGGAGGGAUCGUGGUAGGAGUGUGGACAGGGAAGAGUCAUUUGAGCGCAGCUACAGUGGAGACUACAGCCCUGAUCGUGGCAAUAGCAGGAGACCUCCAUCUGACCUCCGAAAUGAGAAAGAAAAGCAGCUCAGCCGGAGUCAUGAUCGGCUUGAGUCUUACAGCCCUGAACCUCCCCGAUCGUAUUCCGCGCCACCACGCAAUGGACAGGAGAAGCCUAUCAGUGUGUUGCUCUGUAAAAACAAAGCCAGUGAAGAGUAUGGUUUGCGGCUUGGCAGUCAGAUCUUCAUAAAAGAAAUGACAGACACAGGACUCGCAAUGAGAGAUGGCUACUUGAAUGAGGGAGAUAUCGUUCUUAAGAUCAAUGGAACGGUUACAGAAAAUAUGUCUCUGUCGGAUGCCCGGAAGCUAAUUGAGAAAUCCAGAGGGAAACUACAACUGGUGGUGCAGAGAGAUGCCAGACAAACUCUCCUGAACAUCCCUUCACUACAUGAUAGUGAUUCUGACAUUGGAGACAUUUCGGAGAUUGAAUCCAAUCGUUCAUCCUCACCUGUAGGAGAAAGGAAAUUGCAACAUUCAGACUCCCAUUCAUCUAAUGAAAAGUUACAAGAGAAAGUCACUAAAGAAGAUCCGCCCCACAGACUUGCUAAAUUUGGUGCAAUCCCCACUCCAUUCAAAGCAAUGAAUUCAGCAGAACCUUCUCCAGUAGUUUCUGGACGUGUUGCAGUGACAGAACCCAGCAAGGACAAGUCUGUUCUAGAGGAUGCCCCAGUCCUUGCAGUCCAACCACCUGUUACUGCUUCCAAGAUAUUUCUGCGCCCAAGUCCAGAGGAUGAGGAGAUUUAUGGACCCAAUACCACAAUGGUCCAGUUCCGAAAAGGAGACAGUGUAGGCAUGCGUCUCGCUGGUGGAAAUGACGUGGGGAUAUUUGUUGCUGGAGUUCAGGAAGGCAGCGCUGCUGAACAAGAGGGACUACAGGAGGGAGACCAGCUUCUUAAGGUCAACACCCAGGACUUCAGGUGCAUUGCUCGAGAAGAUGCUGUUCUUUACUUACUGGAUAUUCCAAAAGGAGAGGAAGUAACUAUUCUGGCCCAAAGCAAAUAUGAUGUGUAUAAAAACAUACUUGCCUGUGGCCGGGGAGACUCAUUCUUCAUAAGGACACAUUUUGAGUAUGAUAAAGAAGCUCCACAAUUCCUCAGCUUUACAAGAGGCGAAAUAUUCCGGGUAGUAGAUACACUGUAUGAUGGGAAACUGGGCAGCUGGCUGUCUGUAAGAAUUGCCAAUGAGUUGGAAAAGGGCAUUAUUCCAAGUAGAAGCAGAGCCGAGCAGCUGGCCAGUGUGCAGAAUUCCCAGAGAACAUCAGCCGGGGAUAGGGCAGAUUUCUGGAAGAAUCGUGGCCAAAGAGCUGGUGCUAAAAAGAAUGCAAAGAAGAGUCGGGAGGAUCUGACCACUGCUCCAGUAGUUGCCACUAAGUUCCCUGCAUAUGAGAGAGUGAUGCUUAGAGAAGCUGGAUUUAAACGUCCUGUUGUUUUGUUUGGUCCUAUUGCUGAUGUAGCGAUGGAGAAGCUGGCUGGUGACAUGCCAGACAUAUAUCACAUUGCCAAAACUGAACCGAAAGAUGCCGGGUCUGAAAAAUCUAAUGGAGUAGUACGGUUGAACACAAUUAGGCAGAUCAUUGAACAGGAUAAACAUGCACUGCUGGAUGUGACACCCAAAGCUGUGGAUCUCUUAAACUACACGCAAUGGUUCCCUAUUGUGGUUUUGUUUAUCCCAGACAGCAAACACGGUGUUAAAACAAUGAGACAGAGAUUAUGUCCAGCUUCCACCAAAAGCUCAAAAAAACUGUAUGACCAGGCAAAUAAACUGAAGAAAACAUGUGGUCAUCUAAUAACAGGGAAUAUUCAAUUGAAUUCAGUCAAUGACAGUUGGUAUGGAAGCCUGAAAGACAUUAUCAGAGAUCAGCAGACAGAGGCAGUUUGGGUAUCAGAGGGAAAGGAAGACGGCACAGAUGAGGAAGACGAAAGAAUGUCUUACCUGACUGCAAUGGGAGCAGAUUAUCUGAGCUGUGACAGCCGUUUGGUCAGUGACUUUGAGGAUACAGAUGGAGAAGGAGGAGCAUACACUGACAAUGAGCUAGACGAGAUCGCUGACGAUCCACUUCCCAUUUCAGCCAUUAGCCGCUCAUCUGAGCCUGUGCACCAUGAUGAGACUAUAAUAAAACCUGUACCAGAGCCCAGAAGCCAAAUGAAGAAAGCCGGCAGCAGAGAAAUCCUACGGGAGCCCAGUCCACCUCCUUCAUUUAAACCAGAACCACCAAAGGUAAAACCACAAGGCAAGGAUGAGAUCUAUGACUCCCCUCGUUUCUAUGAAGCUAAGCGAAGUGACUCCAGUGUAGCCAGCAGUGAAACUUCAGGGAGCUCAGCAAAGGCAGUGCCUCCUCCCACUGCAUCCAAGCCUGUCCUUGCCACAAAGCCCAUUUUCAAGCCCUCUGUGCCUCUAAACCCAGCUCCUUUAGUAAAGGAACCAGAGGAGCAGGUUGCUGAACAAGUCAAUGUUCCCAAGUCUGUAUUGGGAAAAGUGAAAAUAUUUGAGAAAAUGGACCACACCGCAAGAGCGCAAAGAAUACAAGAGUUACAUGAAGCACAAAAUGCAAGGCUGGAGCUGGCUCAGAAAUUACCAGAUAUUUAUGCCGUACCAGUAAAACCACAGAAAAAUGAACAGACCCGACCCCAGCAAACAAAUUCUCGCCCUCCAGAGCCCCAGAAACCCUCAACCUGGUCUUAUUUAGAUAAAAGAGAAAGUUAUGGAAGUGAUGAUGAGGAAGAGCAAUACCGACGCCAACUGGCUGAUCAGUCAAAGCGUGGAUUUUAUGCACAGCCAUCAAAAUACAGAGACACGGAGCUGUGAACUACUCUGAAAAGGGUUGGAUGACUAAACUAGGAGCUAACAAUGUACAGUUUUUUACGCUGAAUAUCUAAUGAAAGACUUUGUGUAACCUACUGUAGCUGGGGCCUGUCUAAGUGUUAAGUCACUUUAUUGAACUGGAAAAUAAGACCCUUAACAGUGAGUUUAGGUACAAUAUGCAGAAUGUGUGUAUUCUACGUAAGCUUUUCUUAUUGGAACAUCAUCCGUUUUUAAUCAUGUUACUUGAGCUUUUGUGGGAGGUUUACAUGUGCAGAGAUUGUGUAUUGCUCUAUAAUAGAUUUACAUCACAUACGUCUUGUGAAGUUACUAGUGACACAGAGACUUCUUGCAUGAAAACUACAUUCCAAAAAGAGAGUGUUUGUUUUUUUUAGAAAGUGCCUUUUUCCAGAAUGGUCUCGCUUAUACGUUGCACUAUUGCAAAGCCAUACUUCUGGCCAUUUCUAUUAGAAUCCAGCAGACACUCUGAAAAGUGAUGAUCUGGUGGGUCUGUGUCUAAUUUCAAAGUACAUAGCAAUUCAGCUGCUCGUGUUAUAUAAUGUCAUUCCUAAACUAUAAAUGUUUUUGAUGUUUGGCAAAGUUCAUCAUGUAAAGAACACAGUCUCCAAAUCAGAACCAUUUUUUCAGUAUUUUGGAUCAAUGUAGGGUACUUCAGAUUAGCUGAAAUAGUCAGUUGUAGAGGUGUUACUUCUGAACAUCCCUUAAAUUCUCUAAAUCAUGAGAUAUGUGAAUUUGUUUUAAAAAAAAUGUUCAUUGCAACUAUUAAUCUGGCUGUACAAGGUCGGGCUUGUAAAGAUGUGGUCAUGGAUGAAAUGGCUUUCUUAUGGUCUAAAUAAAAUGACAAACAAGUUCUGA
Messenger RNA from Pelobates fuscus (common spadefoot toad), 4789 nucleotides. RefSeq names its product tight junction protein 2 (gene TJP2). NCBI's taxonomy places the organism in Eukaryota, Metazoa, Chordata, Amphibia, Anura, Pelobatidae. The transcript is spliced from 23 exons. The coding region runs from base 389 to 3919 and encodes 1176 amino acids. Gene Ontology annotation, cellular component: plasma membrane; bicellular tight junction. Gene Ontology annotation, molecular function: cell adhesion molecule binding. The record is from RefSeq and is a predicted model, not a curated record. Gene Ontology annotation, biological process: cell-cell junction organization; protein localization to cell-cell junction; positive regulation of blood-brain barrier permeability.